AUGCCUGCCGUUAGCCAUGAAGAUGACGUGUCGAUGGGGAUAUGGCAAAGUCUGUCAUCACGGUCUGACAAUGAGUUCGGGAAGGCAGACUUCCAGCCGUUGCGCAUAUCACGAUCAUGGUCGUCGUGGCAGAUGGCUGCGCGCGAUGCGGUGUGGUCGGUGAUGCCCAAUGGCAGGUCCAGAAGCUCAUUGGACUUGAGCCACAUCUCAAGGAGCGUCAACAAGUUUCUCGAGUGUCUUGCUCUUGAUGAUGACUGUGCCGUGGCAUCCGAUCCAGAUGCAGUAGAUGUAAAUGGUCACACCGUUGUCAAUGGUUGGGCCACGUCGAUUGCAGCUGAAGAUCUCGCCCGAGAGCUUCUCGUCGAGCCUACUCAGGCUCAUGAUCACUGUGGAAAGCGGAAGGAACUCCAUGCGGAUUCUCCGCAACUGCAGGAAGAUAUGGCCGACGAGGGCGUCACCAUGGCGGACGUGCGAAAGGCCGAAAUUAAAGAUUUCAUGGAUAAUCUGGCCAAGGCCAAGGCCGAGAGGGAGCGUGAUUUUGCCAACUUCCGCAAGGAGGAGGAGGAGGUUGGUGGUAAUUAUGCACGGCCAGCUAGUCCUGGAGACUCGCCCAAGAGCAUUCGCGAUGGCUCCCAGUAA
This is a messenger RNA of Pyricularia grisea, 639 nucleotides long. RefSeq lists its product as uncharacterized. The transcript has 3 exons. Bases 1 to 639 code for a protein of 212 amino acids. The record is from RefSeq and is a predicted model, not a curated record. NCBI's taxonomy places the organism in Eukaryota, Fungi, Ascomycota, Sordariomycetes, Magnaporthales, Pyriculariaceae.